ACAUCUUUGGAUGUCCAUAAAAAAAAGGUGUAGAUUGUGACUGGUUUUGAUUUGCAUGGCCACCGAUAGGGGGCGGUAGAUCAAAAUCCAGUACGCUUUCAAUUAAUAUUCCCCAACCCUGAAACUCUCCCUCCUUUUGGUUGGUUUGUUUGGAUUGGAGGAUUCUCUUUCCCAAACAUCCCACCCAACAACUAUUCCAUGCAUGCCUAUCAACUCUAAUCUUCUCUUCAUUAUCAACAACUUCCCUUCUUCAUUCAUAUUUUCUUCAGCCUUUCUGGGGGAAUUUAGACCAACAAAUUCAUCAUCACAUUCACAUGGUUUUUUCCAACAUUUGUUUUCAAGAAAUUUGUAGUUGAUACGAUUGAAGAUUGAAAGUGUGAACAUAUUUGAAGUGGAAGGUUAAAGUACUGAAAAAUGAAUCAAGGAGGUGCAUCUGCAAAAAUGUCCUCAACUGCAGUGAAAGGGCAGAUGAAAGGCCUCCUUAAAGGACUUAGAUACAUAUCCCAAAUAUUUGACGAGGAGGAUGACAAGGAGAUACAAAUUGGAUUCCCAACAGAUGUAAAGCAUUUGGCACAUAUUGGAUGUGAAGAUGCCAAGGCAAAUGCACCUAGCUGGAUGACAGAGUUCACGUGUGAAGGUGAAGAUAGUGGUAAUAAUAGUGAUACAAAUAGUAUAAAAGGAGAUGGAAAGAAAAGCCAUAAUCGAAGGUCAAGGCAACGUUCAUCAGAUAGCCAAUCAUCAACGAACUCUCCACCACGAGAGGAAGCCACCUCAAAGACCUCUCGACGACACCACUCUUCAGAAUCUUCUCGAAAACAACGUCAAUCCACUGAAGAAGAAGAUAGCAACAAGCCUCCAACUACCAAAUCCUCGCACCGUAGAAAGUCCAAAACGACGACGUCUGAGGACAAGGACAAGGAUAAGGACUCUUCCACUAAGAAGGGCCCUAGAACCCGAAGGUCGUCCAAAGCUGAUUCCUUAACUGACGUAUCUUUCACGGAUCUUGGGUCUGGGCCUGGAUCUUCCGUCCAGUAGACACAUACUUUGAUUUAAUAGUGUGCGCUGGCAUAAAUAAAUAAAUAAAUUAUUCAGUUUUAGAGAGAGAUUUCAGGAGCAGGAUAUCUAUUUUAUUCUUCUCUUGUUAUAAUCACAUUGUAUCAUCAUUACUUAUUUUACUUGGUCUUCUCACUUCAAAAUAUCACACUACUUUUCUUCCA
This is a messenger RNA of Cicer arietinum (chickpea), 1217 nucleotides long. The record is from RefSeq and is a predicted model, not a curated record. NCBI's taxonomy places the organism in Eukaryota, Viridiplantae, Streptophyta, Magnoliopsida, Fabales, Fabaceae.